This is a messenger RNA of Megalobrama amblycephala (Wuchang bream), 2392 nucleotides long. RefSeq lists its product as uncharacterized. The transcript is spliced from 9 exons. The record is from RefSeq and is a predicted model, not a curated record. Lineage: Eukaryota; Metazoa; Chordata; Actinopteri; Cypriniformes; Xenocyprididae. Bases 144 to 1445 code for a protein of 433 amino acids.
UAUUGUAAAGGCGGAGACGAAUCUCACGACUAGUGAGUUUCUACCUUUUUCUUUUCCUCAAAGCGUCGGAUUCAGUCAUCAGAAAGUAUCAACUUCGUCUGAUGGAAAUUAGGAUGUUGAGAAGCUGAGUCGGUGAGCAUAUAAUGACAUUCAGAAGCACAGCCAUGGGUGCUGAUAAUUUGCUGCUGUUCAUUCUGGUUUGGACUGUCUGUCAAGCUGAUGAUAAUGUCUGCAGUGUAAGCUGUGAGAAUGUGACUGGAACUGUGGGUGAAGAAGUAACUUUCACCUGCAGCGUCUCUCAGAAGUGCUCUGAAUGCUGCUUUAGAAAGUAUAAGUUUCAAUACCUUGAAAAAUAUAAAAACUCAACAAUCUGUAGACAAGAGUUUCCUGAGGGCUCCUGUGAACAGAGAAACAGCUUCACAUGCAGAUACACUCCAACUACAUCAAUGACAGGACAAUUCAGAUUCUUUGUUCUUACAGUGUGUGGAAUGAAAAGAACAGAAUUCACUGUGAACAUAACAGAACCCAGUAAACCUGAAAUUAUCACUGAAGCUCCUGAUGUCUGCAGUGUACGCUGUGCUGAUGUGACUGGAACUGUGGGGAAAGAAGUAACUUUUACCUGCGAUGUCUCUCAGAAGCGCUCUGAAUGCUGCAUUACAAUGUAUAAGUUUCAAUACCCUGAGAAAUAUAAAAACUCAGCAAUCUGUAAACAAGAUCUUCAGGGCUCCUGUGAACAGAGAAACAGCGUCACAUGCAGAUACACUCCAACUACAGAAAUGACUGAAGAAUUCAGAUUCUUUGUGCAAACAAACUUUGGAGCAAUAAGAACAGAAUUCAUUGUGGACAUAACAGAGUCCAUUAAACCUGAAACUGCCAUUGAAGCUCCUGGUUUCUGCCAUGUAACCUGUGCUGAUAUGACUGUAACUGUAGGGAAAGAAGUAACUCUCACCUGCAGCGUCCCUCAGCAGUGCAUUGAAUGCUGCAUUACAUUGUAUAAGAUUUAUUACACUAAGACCUAUACUUACUCAAUCUGUAGACAAGUGCUUUCUCUGGACUCCUGUGAACAGAGAAACAGCUUCACAUGCAGAUACACUCCAACUACAGCUGUGUCUGAAAAUUUUGGAUUCUUUAUGCAAACAGUGUGUGGAUGGAAAAAAACAGAAUUCACUGUGAACAUAACAGAACCCAGUAAACCUCUAAUUGACACUGAAGAUUCUGAGGAAUAUGGAUCUGGAUCUACGGCCCCUAUACGACCCACUGGUGCUGUUGUUGGCUGUAUCAUCAUGAUCAUCUUCAUCAUCAUCAUCUUCAUCAUCGGGAUAUCAGUCUCUUGUGUAAAGAGGUCCAAACGCUCCAUCCCUUCUGGAUCCCAGAUAGAAUAUGAAAGAGGUGCUUCUGAAAAACUAACAAUAACCACAGUAAAUGAUCAGAAUGAAACAAAAUGAAAGCUGUAAGUUUUGUUUCAUUUUUUAUGUGAAUAUAAUGUUCAGUUUAACUACAAAUCCCUGAUGAACUGUAAAACUCACAUACUAUGUCAGCAUUAAUAAUAGAUCAAUUAUUAUAUUGAUCAGAACAAUUAAUCAGCCAAUAUUUGGCCAUGUUGAGAUGAUCUGCAUCAGAUAAUAAUCCUGCCUUUGUUUCAAAAGACUUUGAUCAUUUUUGAGUAAAUAUUGUUUUUAUUUUAUUAGUUUUGCAUGUCAUAUAUCCACAUUGUAUAUGACUAUUGAUUUUGCCUAUGGUUUUUUUUUUUUUUUUUUUAAGCGUUAUAAAUAUAUUUAUUAAGUUACUGAAGUCCCAUAAUACUUCUCAGGAUUGUCUUUUUAGAAUUUCUUUUAUCAACUUUGAUGUCCGUGAAGUGUAACCUAUACCAGUGAUUUGGGAAUAUAAAGUAAUAAAGUUGUAAAAUAUUAAAAGAAGGGUAAGAUGGCCUCUACUGGAGUAAGAAGACCCCCAGGCAGCAGUUUCCAUCUAACCCCAUGUUACCCUAACCAACUGUUACCCUACUGUUGCAAUGCAUUCUUCUGCCAGCAGAGAGCGUGUCCUGCUAUGAUGAAAUCAAUUGUCUUUGAUCAAUAUGAUUAUCAUUUGAAACUCUAUUUGCAAUUAAGCAGCAGCUGAAUGUACAUAAACCGCAUGAAACUGUUAAAGAGUGUCGUCUGAUGACUCUUGCUGAGGAUUGCUGCUUGUUUAAGCUUGUUAUAUUUGUAAAUGAGGACAAAACUGAUAUUGUUAUAGACUGAAAGUGAAGGAAAUACUACUUUAAAUUGUUUUGUUUACUUUUUAUUUCUUUAAAGUUUCUUUAUUCUUUCAUUUUGUUCCUGGUCUUUCAUACAGUAUGUUUGCUCUUUAUGAUGGCCUAGAAUACAGAAAUAAAUAACAAAUUAUAAUGGAA